Molecule: messenger RNA, 2093 nt
Organism: Pseudogymnoascus destructans
Lineage: Eukaryota; Fungi; Ascomycota; Leotiomycetes; Thelebolales; Thelebolaceae
Exons: 1
Coding region: 165-950 (261 amino acids)
Biological process (GO): carbohydrate metabolic process
Cellular component (GO): membrane
Molecular function (GO): hydrolase activity, acting on carbon-nitrogen (but not peptide) bonds
Source: RefSeq, a predicted model, not a curated record
GUGAUAACUUGCAACGGGACCAAUAUAAUUUACAUUGCCAAGGCCAAUCACGUGACACGACAGAUUGUCGUCCGCAUUCGGCAACUAUCGCGAUCCACUUGCAACGACUUCUCUUGCUACACACACGCUCUGUCAACAAUAUAACGUACAACUGCGAAUUGCCUAUGCCUCGCAUUUGUAUGCUCUGCCGAUGGCCAUCUAAACUACGUAGACGAGCACGGCGCUCGCGGAUGUUGACAAUGAUUAUCCUCCUCUCGGUCAUAUGUAUCCUGGUCACCCCCUUAUACAUCAUAUAUAAGCCGCCGAACACCUUGAUACGGUAUUUCCAGUACCGCUGGCCAGAUGUUCUUUGGCGUGUCCCCACAUCAUCCAAAAUGAUCGCGCUUACGAUCGAUGAUACGCCUUCAAAGCACACGGCGGAGAUUAUGGAGAUCCUCAAGGAAAACGACGCGAGAGCAACGUUCUUUGUCAUAGGCUCGCAGGUAGAAGGGCGCGAAGAGAAGCUGAGAGAUUUGGUGCGCAAUGGGAAUGAGCUGGGGAACCACGCUAUGCACGACGAGCCUUCCCGCGCGCUGAGCAACCAAACGCUAGUCGCCGAGAUCAAGGCUGUUGAGGAGAUGGUUCUCGAGGCAUAUACUGCUGCCAGCGUUGAGCCCCCUCCAAAGUAUUUCCGGCCUGGCUCUGGAUUUUUCAGCGAGCGGAUGCGUGAGACCCUGGGAGGGUUGGGUUACAGGCUGGUCCUGGGCAGCAUUUAUCCUCACGAUCCUCAGAUUUCAUCCUGGCGGCUUAAUGCGAGACAUAUUCUGAGCAUGCUACGACCGGGUGGGAUUAUUAUUUGUCAUGAUAGGCGAAGCUGGACUGCGCCUAUGCUCCGAAAGGUGCUUCCCGAAAUGCGGCGGAGAGGCUAUCAAAUUGUCACCGUUACGGAGCUGCUGAAAGCGAGGACUUGACGUCGUUGCAAGUCCCGUCUCCGUGGGCUUAACAGCAGUUCAUGUUGCCGCAUAUGUUCGCAAACAUCCGCAGACCUUUCCAAUAUGGCACAUAUCUAUGCUAUUAUCCUGUUUGUGUCUAUUGACCCUCAAAGUUGGCGAUAUAUAUAAAAUAUUUAAUGGAGCCGUCGAUGGGGGCCCGACGUUCUACCGUUACCUGGACGUCAGGAACAUACGUAAUGGGUCAUUACAAGACAGAAGAAGGGCAUCGACGUAUGGGCUAUACCGAUAUGUUUUAUGGCAGGAUGACUGCAACCGUGGCAACAUUGUACAGUACAAUAAUUAUGUAUUAUGAUAACGUGGUUUAUCAGUACGUCGCACAUAUCAGUACCUCGGACACUUUUCCUUAGCAUUCAACUUUGAAUAUAAGGAGCUGGAAGCCUCAGAAGGAGGCCUCCAGCCGAUAGUCGCUGUACAUACGUAGACCUACUGUCUUGCAAUACGAUCUCACUUCCUGCCUUCUGACCUGGUUCCCUGGACUCCCGUGAGACCCUGGGCUUACGCGUUACAAUUCUAUCGGCUCAACCCAUAUCCAGCCUACCAGUUCAGAAUGGCCAGCCAGGAAAGAAGGAUCACCCGGGUGAUCCCGGGAGGAGCGACGCGACCGUAGAAGCUGUCAAGCCAGACUUGAGGCCUACCACCACAGAAGUCAACAACUCUGCGACAGGCAAGCCCCAGGAUAUGGCCUCAAAGCUGGCCGACCUUCAGAAAAGAAUAGACAAAGAGAGGGCCUAUAUCAAUACUAGGAAGAAGCCUUACAGCUAUUCCGACGGUCGCACGGCGAGGACUAUAGCUCCUACCCUGAGGAAGUAAGGGCCUUUGCAGAGAAGCAAGCCCAGAUCCAAGAAGAAAGUCGUCGGAAAAGGCGACGCCAAGAGAUUGAAGAAGAAUGGGUAGGACCCCAAACAGAGGAUGACCACGAGACUGCCUCCACUGUAUCCAGGGAGGUAAGGCCAGCCCAUAGGCCAAUGGGUAGGGUCAAGGAACCCAAGGUGUACAGGGGCGAUGUCAUACUGACAUUCGUUGCACUCAGUUUGCUAUCAAACUCAAGAGCAAACUUAGAAAUCUCCUCCUCAAACCUACAAGUCACCAUACAUAUCUUGG